GUUCACUUCUGCUACAACAAAGAAACUAUUGCUGGAUUACAGUCUUAGAUUUACACAAACUGUUUCACGGCUCAUCGGCGAUCAUGGCAACCACAACCUCAACAAACAACCCUCUUCUCCUUGCAGCAGCCGUCGCACAUGGUGUGCUGGCUUUGGGGCAUACGACAAAGGGGCUUGAUCAAUUCAAGCAUCCCUCUCUGAACACCCUGCCUACCGCACUCCGCGGCGCCGUCAAAGCAGGAUGGUAUGAAGGCAGUGGCUUCUUUCUCAUUAUGGGCAUUCUCAACUUCCGGUGGUACAAAACCGGUAUUAGUGACGUAUAUGACAAAAGUAUCGCCGGUAUCCUCGUAAGCCUUCUCGUGGCGGCGGGCGCUGCGUACUACAGGAGUGGGGAUAAACCUACUGCAACGACGCUGGCUGUUGUAGCCAUUUUGCAGGGAUUGGGAGUAAGGCAUGCUUUCGUUGGUUGAUUCGGGCUAGAAGUGUGUGUGGAAUAGGGGAGGAAGAGUGGCCAGUCACGUUUCACGGUCAGAUUGCUUCACCUGUAUCGUUUACUGGU
Molecule: messenger RNA, 559 nt
Organism: Cucurbitaria berberidis CBS 394.84
Lineage: Eukaryota; Fungi; Ascomycota; Dothideomycetes; Pleosporales; Cucurbitariaceae
Exons: 4
Coding region: 84-470 (128 amino acids)
Source: RefSeq, a predicted model, not a curated record